Orbilia oligospora ATCC 24927 is the source of this 2349-nucleotide messenger RNA. RefSeq lists its product as uncharacterized. The record is from RefSeq and is a predicted model, not a curated record. Gene Ontology annotation, biological process: sphingosine biosynthetic process; long-chain fatty acid biosynthetic process; ceramide catabolic process. Gene Ontology annotation, molecular function: N-acylsphingosine amidohydrolase activity. The transcript has 2 exons. Gene Ontology annotation, cellular component: extracellular region. Lineage: Eukaryota; Fungi; Ascomycota; Orbiliomycetes; Orbiliales; Orbiliaceae. The coding region runs from base 1 to 2349 and encodes 782 amino acids.
AUGAAGCCCACAACUUCAUUAAAUCUGCGGACUGUGGUCGCUGGGUGUUUGGUCCUGUUGGGAACAGUCCUUUUAUGGCAUCUGUCUCACCUCGACCAACACAUAUUCGAAGCGGAUGUCUUGAGAUUCAAGACUUCGGAUUCGAAUUCACCUGUUAGCUCCAUUCUUCAAGACAUCUUUCAUAAUGUGCCAGCUGCUCAAAUAACUAAACGGCAGGUUUACGGACAAAAGUAUCUCAUCGGUGUUGGCAAGGCGGAUAUCACUGGUCCAGUUGUCGAGAUCAAUUUUAUGGGGUAUGCAAACGGAAGUCAAGUCGGUUCAGGUCUUCGACAAAGGCUCUACUCCCGUGCUUUCAUCAUUGGAAACGUGGACAACCCGGCAGAUAGAUUUGUAUAUCUGGUUAUCGACACUGCUUGUGGUGAUACUGCACUUCGAUAUGGUAUAUUAAAAGGCCUCGCCGCUCUUGGAGGCGGUUUCUCUGUGUACAAACAAGACAAUGUUGCUCUGACCGGUACACACUCUCAUGCCGGACCUGGAGCUUUCAUGAAUUACCUUCUCCCACAGGUUACCAGCAAAGGCUUCGAUAAGCAGAGCUACCAGGCAAUAGUAGAUGGCACCAUUCUAUCUAUCAAGAGGGCUCAUGAAUCGCUUGCAGAAGGCUACCUGACAGCAGGGGCCACAGAGCUCCAUAAUGCAGCUAUCAAUCGAAGCCCUUCUGCCUAUCUUGCCAACUCUGCCCAGGAACGAGAAAAAUACAACGCUGAUGUGGACAAGACCCUUACCAUGCUACGUUUUACUAGAGCAUCGGACAAGAAACAUAUCGGAGUCCUGACAUGGUACUCUGUCCAUGGAACGUCGAUGCUCGGAAACAACACGAUCGUUUCUGGCGACAACAAGGGUGUCGCCGCCUACCUUUUCGAGACAAGCAUCAAGGGUCUCAAUGCUGCCAACUCUGGAUUUGUCGCAGGGUUCUCUCAGGCUAGCGUCGGCGAUACCACGCCAAAUACGGAGGGUGCAUAUUGCGAGAACCCCGAGAAUGAGGGUCAGCUGUGCACGUUCGAUAAGAGUACUUGUGGGGGUAAGAGCCAGCCUUGUCACGGUCGAGGCCCGUUGUUUAGGGUAAAAGACAAUGGCGCAUCAAGUUGUUACGAGAUUGGACGAAGACAGGCUCAAGGCGCUCUUGACUUGUAUAAUUCGCUCGACAAAACAGGAACUCCGAUUAAGGGAAGCUCAGUCAAAUCAUUCCACACCUUUGUCGACUUUUCCAAAUAUUCGUUUCAGCAUCCAAAUGGCACCACUGUUAGGACAUGUCCUGCAGCUCUAGGCUACUCAUUCGCAGCAGGAACCUCAGAUGGGCCGGGGGCAUUUGAUUUUACGCAAAGCGAUUCUGGAGAUCCCGAUGCCAACCCUGUGUGGAAAGUCGUAUCCGGUCUACUCAAAGCCCCUGGGCCAGAACAGAAGUCUUGCCAGUGGCCCAAGCCGAUCCUUCUCGAUGUCGGCGAGAUGCACUUCCCUUAUGAUUGGACUGCCAAUAUCGCGGAUAUCCAGAUGCUUCGUGUUGGGCAGUUCAUUGCCAUUAUAUCUCCAGGGGAAGCUACCACUAUGAGUGGUCGGAGAUGGAAGGAAGCUGUGGCCAAGGCAUCCACCAGUGUUAUUCCGAGUGGCAGCCGCCCAAUCGUCGUUCUCGGUGGGCCGGCAAACACGUAUACACACUACAUUACAACUGAGGAGGAAUAUAACGUCCAGCGAUACGAAGGCGCAUCAACUCUAUACGGCCCCCACACUCUGAACGCAUAUAUCUCUCUUACAUUGAAAUACCUCCCAUUCCUUUCUCCAGCUAACACCCAAACAAUCGAUCCCGGCCCAUCACCGCCAGACAAUUCCGAUAGCAGCCUUAAUUUCAUUACUGGAGUAGUAUACGACAACCCUCCCAUCUUCAAAUCGUUCGGCCAGAUCACCACCGAUGCUGCUGCCUCUUACCGAGUCGGUGAUACUGUCACCGUAGUUUUCAUUGGCGCCAAUCCUAGGAAUAACCUUCGGUUAGAAGGUACAUUCGCCGCAGUUGAAUUCCAAAAAUCAGAUGGAAGUUGGAUACAAGUUCGAAAUGACGAGGAUUGGGACUUAAUUUAUAAUUGGAGAAGAGAUGACGGCUUCUGGGGCAGUAGUAGCGCGAUCAUACAGUGGGUUGUUGGAAACGGACCUAAGAGUGUACAACCGGGGAAAUACAGAAUUAAAUACUACGGAGAUUCGAAGGCACCCGUUACCGGAAAAAUCAGUGGGUUUACAGGCACUAGUCGGGAAUUUGAUGUCUUCUCAUCAAGAAGGUUGCCAAAAGUAAGGAUGUACUAG